This is a messenger RNA of Limanda limanda (common dab), 4545 nucleotides long. It is a transcript of the gene trpm5, whose product is annotated as transient receptor potential cation channel, subfamily M, member 5. Gene Ontology annotation, cellular component: membrane. The coding region runs from base 1 to 3699 and encodes 1232 amino acids. Gene Ontology annotation, biological process: calcium ion transmembrane transport. The transcript has 26 exons. Lineage: Eukaryota; Metazoa; Chordata; Actinopteri; Pleuronectiformes; Pleuronectidae. Gene Ontology annotation, molecular function: ligand-gated calcium channel activity; calcium-activated cation channel activity. The record is from RefSeq and is a predicted model, not a curated record.
AUGCAGGGGAGAAAAGAGAUACCUCUGGGGACGCUGCAGCCACGGACACGAUGCCUCCGAUGUGGGGAUGUACUGGAGUGGUCAGAGGAGCACAGUGUCCUGCUGGGCUGCUCCUGCUGCUCCACGGCAGAUGAAACACUGGAGAAAGUAGCCAGAGGCCUGGCCAGCAGAAUGAAAAGGGAGAGGAGUCACUGGGCAGAUGGAAGAGUGGGCGACAUCGACUUCACUGGCUCCACUAAGAAAAGAGGAAAGUUUGUGAGGGUGUCCAGCAACACGGACCCGGUGCGGAUCUACCAGAUGCUGACGGAGGAGUGGGGCCUGUCUCCUCCUCACCUGGUGGUGGCGCUGGUGGGAGGAGACGAGCUGGCCCAGAUGAAGCCCUGGCUGAGGGACACGCUGAGGAAGGGACUGGUGAAGGCGGCCCAGAGCACAGGGGCCUGGAUUUUGACUAAUGGGCUUCGUUUCGGCAUCACCAAGCACUUGGGCCAGGCGGUAAGAGAUCACUCCUUGGCCAGCACCUCCUCUAAAGUUCGUGUAGUGGCCAUUGGCAUCGCACCCUGGAACAUGAUCCACAACCGGGAGGCUCUGCUCUCAGCCAAGGUGGAUGAGCCCGCUGCCUACCAGCCACAGGACCUGCCGCACGGCUCGGUGUAUUCCCUGGACAGCAAUCACUCCCACUUUGUGCUGGUGGAGGAGGAUCCCAGCCGGCCCGGAGCCACCAGUGAAAUGAGGGUGAAGCUGCUCAAGCACAUCUCUCUCCAGCGCACUGGCUACGGAGGUGCAGGCAGUUUUGAGAUCCCUGUCCUGUGUCUCCUGGUCCACGGGGAGCCCAGGAUCCUGAAAAGGAUGUACAAAGGCAUUGGCAAUUCCACACCAUGGCUGAUUCUGGCCGGCUCGGGAGGCGUGGCCGACAUCCUGGUCACGCUGAUGAAUCGGGGCUGCUGGGAUACGGACGGCGUUCGGGAGCUGCUGCUGGACACCUUUCCAAAUGCCCACCACAGCACAGACAUCAGUAACUGGGUCAAGCUGAUCCAGAAGGUUCUGGAUCACGGGCAUCUCCUCACCGUGCACGACCCCCAGCAGGAGAGCUCGGAGCUGGACACGGUCAUCCUCAAAGCUCUGGUCAAGGCUUGUAAGAGCCAGAGUCAGGAGGCUCAGGACUUCCUGGACGAGCUGAAGCUGGCCGUGGCCUGGAACAGGGUGGACAUUGCCAAGAGUGACAUCUUCAAUGGAGACGUGGAGUGGAAGGCAACCGACCUGGAGGAAGUGAUGAUGGACGCACUGAUCAACGACAAACCCGACUUUGUGCGCCUUUUUGUGGACAACGGCGUGAACCUGGGCGAGUUCCUCACCUACGGCCGUCUGCAGGAGCUUUACUGGUCCGUGUCGGAGAAGAGCCUCCUCCACAACCUGCUCCUGAAGAAGUACGAGGAGAAGCAGCUCCUGCUCGGAGCCGCCCGGACGCAUGGUCCGCCCGGCAGCCAUCCGCCCGACCAGGGGAAACCACGCUUCACGCUCUUCGAGGUUGCCAAAGUGCUGAAAGACUUUCUCCACGACUCCUGCAAAGGCUUUUACCAAAAGAUUCCCACAGAGAAGCCAGCGAAGGGCCGACUGUUCCACAGCCAGAAGAACCUGGCGGAGUUGGAGGAGCGCUGUGAGCAUCCCUGGAGGGACCUGUUCCUCUGGGCCGUGCUUCAGAACCGACAGCAGAUGGCCAACUACUUCUGGGCCAUGGGCCCCGAGGCGGUUGCGGCGGCGCUGGCGGGUUGUAAGAUUCUGAAAGAGAUGGCGCGACUGGAAUCCGAGGCGGAGUCUGCACGCAGCAUGAAGGAGGCCAAGUACGAGCAGUUUGCCCUCGAUGUGUUCGGAGAGUGUUACUCCAACAGUGAAGACCGGGCUUAUGCUCUGCUGGUGAGGAGAACUCAGUGCUGGAGCAGAUCCACAGUCCUCAACUUGGCCACCGAGGCUGACGCCAAAGCCUUCUUUGCCCACGAUGGCGUUCAGGCCCUCCUCACUAAGAUCUGGUGGGGGGCGAUGACCACCGACACGGGCAUUUCCAAACUCGUGGUGUCGUUCUUCUGUCCGGCGCUGAUCUGGACCAACCUCAUAAAGUUCAGUGAUGAGGAGCUCGAUAACCGUACUGGCCGCGAGCAGCUUGUGGAGCUGGACAGUCUGGAUACAGAAAAGGCUUUGCUCUUAACUGACGACGAUGAUCCUUUGGACUCUGGAGAUCCUGGAGAUCCAGCAGCUCAGAGCUGUGCCUCGGUCUGGUGGCGUUUCCUGCUCCGCCGGUGGCGUCGCUUCUGGAGCGCUCCUGUCACCGUGUUCCUCGGUAACGUCAUCAUGUACUUCGCCUUCCUCUUCCUCUUCACCUACGUGCUCCUGCUGGACUUCCGCCCGCCGCCACCCGCUGGCCCAGGACCCCAGGAGAUCAUCCUCUACUUCUGGGUCUUCACCUUGGUGCUGGAGGAACUUCGACAGAGCUUUUUCACGGAUGAAGAGAUGAACAUCCUGAAGAAAUUCAAACUGUAUCUGGAGGACAACUGGAACAAGUGUGACAUGGUCGCCAUCUCACUCUUUGUUGUCGGGGUUUCCUGCAGGAUGGCCAGUGGCACCUAUGAGGCCGGCCGGACGGUCCUGGCCAUAGACUUCAUGGUUUUCACGUUACGUCUCAUCCACAUCUUCGCUAUCCACAAGCAGCUCGGGCCCAAAAUCAUCAUUGUGGAGAGAAUGAUGAAGGACGUCUUCUUCUUCCUCUUCUUCCUGAGCGUGUGGAUGAUUGCGUACGGCGUGGCCACUCAGGCUCUUCUCCACCCCAACGAUCCCAGGAUCGACUGGGUGUUCCGCCGAGCCCUGUACCGCCCCUACCUGCACAUCUUUGGUCAGAUCCCCCUGGAGGAAAUAGACGCUGCUCGCAUGCCUCAAAUUAACUGCACCAAUGACCGAGAGGAGAUCAUCUCGGGCCUGCGGCCGCCGUGUCCCAACGUCUACGCCAACUGGCUGGUCAUCCUGCUGCUGGUGAUCUUCCUUCUCGUCACCAACGUCCUGCUGCUCAACCUGCUGAUCGCCAUGUUCAGCUACACAUUCCAGGUGGUGCAGGGCAACACGGAUAUCUUCUGGAAGUUCCAGAGAUACAACCUGAUCGUGGAAUACCACAGCCGCCCGGCGCUGGCUCCACCCUUCAUCAUCAUCAGCCACCUCAGUCAGAUUCUCCUCAGCUUGGUCAAACGGCCCGAGUCCAAGCAGGAGCACCUGGAGAGGGAGCUGCCAGUGGGGCUCGACCAGCGGUUGAUCACAUGGGAGACGGUGCAGAAAGAGAACUACCUGGCCAAACUGGAGCGGCAGCACUGGGAGAGCAGUGAGGAGAGACUAAAGAGCACCUCCUCAAAAGUUCAGAGCUUGCUGAGGAUUGUCGGUGGGGUUAAAGACCAAGAGAAGCGCCUGGCGUCCAUGGAGGCUCAGGUCAGAUACUGUGGAGAGGUGUUGUCCUGGAUGGCCGAGUGCUUUGCUCAGAGCACGCUCAACUGUGGGAAAGACGCUCCAAAUGCUCCGGUGUCUCUGACGGGCUGCGAGGCGAGCGGCACCAAGGACGCAUCUCCAGGUCAACCAGAGAGAGAGGUCAAAGAGGAAAGUGGAGAAGUCAGACCCGGUCACCCAGGAUAUGGAGCUAACAAGAAAUAUCCUUAUAUCGAUGAAUAAUAUAACAGUCAAUCUCUUUAUUUAUUAUUAAUAUUAUGGUACAUCGUUCUGUAAGAUGAUGGAGAUGUUGUUUGGACUUUAAUUUAAAUGUAUAAAAGGAAGAUGCCUGCCUGGUGUUUCAUUGUUGUCUCAUGUCAGGACACAUUGAUGCGUCUGCAGCUUCCUGUUGUUGACACACAUUCUAACAACACGGCUCUGACUGUUCUGUGAAACACAAGGUGGAGCAAGUCAUCACAUGAGUCACUGUGGUUCCUCAGGAACGUGACAAGCACAUACAGGAAUAAAACUCAGCUAAAAGGCAGUUUUUCCUAUUAUAUUGUAACAAUGACAAUGUUUACAUGGACACCAAUAAUCCAUUAUUAACCAAACCAUUAAGACAAUACUCUGAAUAAGACACUGGCAUGUAAACAGCAAUUUCUGAUGACCUUAACCUGAAUUAAGGUCAAACUCUGAAUAAGGAAUAAUCAAAUUAAGGCAUGUAAAGUCUUCCGACCUUAGUUUCACCAUGUUUACCCCUUAAUCACAUUACUACAUCCUAGGGGAGUUUUUACAUCAUUUACGACACUGACAAGUACAUCAGACUCUGUAAUGUAAUUAUGAAAGGUAUAUUCUAUUAGCAACUCAUGUAAACGUUGUCAAUUAUUGAUAUUAAGUAAAACCAUUGCUUGUACACUGAAACCAAUGCAAUGAUAAAGCCAGCGUAAAAUCUUUUAUCCACAUCUUUAAAAGCUUAACAGGCAGCAUAAUAUAUCAGAGUAUGUGAUGUACAUCUGCUCUCGAAAUAUUUGUAUAAGUCACAUUUGGCAGGAGCUACGAGUGAAAGGCACAAAUAAAAAGUACAAUGAG